AUGAGUUGGAUUCUAACAUCAAAAGAUGACUGGAGUUCCAUACUAGUAGAAGAUGAAGAGUCUGAACAGCAAGUUGGACCCGUGGUUGACCAGCAGCCGAGUGAUGAAAAACCUAAACAAGAGGAGUCACCCUCUGAGAGUCAGGAUGUUACACCUGAAGAAGAGCAUGCAGAUGCAGGAGCACCUGAGGUUCAAGGGACUGACAUGGAAGCUGAUACCCAAGAACUGGCGAAACCAAUUAUUGGGCCUGAGGGUGGAGAUGAUCCUGAUGUCAUUGGACACGCUUAUGGAAAUCCAGAGCCCAUCGAAAUGCCAGAAACAGGGGAAGGAAAACCACCCAUUUAA
Pipistrellus nathusii (Nathusius's pipistrelle) is the source of this 345-nucleotide messenger RNA. The record is from the annotation of a GenBank genome assembly. Lineage: Eukaryota; Metazoa; Chordata; Mammalia; Chiroptera; Vespertilionidae.